Messenger RNA from Bactrocera latifrons, 1736 nucleotides. RefSeq names its product adenylosuccinate synthetase (gene Adss). Gene Ontology annotation, biological process: IMP metabolic process; 'de novo' AMP biosynthetic process. The record is from RefSeq and is a predicted model, not a curated record. The transcript is spliced from 6 exons. Bases 321 to 1673 code for a protein of 450 amino acids. Gene Ontology annotation, molecular function: adenylosuccinate synthase activity; GTP binding. Gene Ontology annotation, cellular component: cytoplasm. NCBI's taxonomy places the organism in Eukaryota, Metazoa, Arthropoda, Insecta, Diptera, Tephritidae.
UACUUUGUCUCCCAUAAAAAACGCCUUCCAAAAUUAUUGCUAAUGAAGGCAGUUCUCUGGUAAUAAGUGUUGACAACCCUGUUAAAAAAGUCAAGUACGCAUGCUUAUGGUUGACAAAUGACAGCUGACAUCUGACAUGCAAAUUCGGAAUGGACCGAUAAAUGUGCUUUUCUAUUCCCUGUGAUUUCUUUACAAGUUUUGCCUGUGUCGAGAAAAGUACUUAGGGUACUUUCGUGACAGUGAUCGGGAUUUGUGUAUUUUCGGUCGAUUGCAGAAUAUCUACCAAAAUAGCGCCACCGACGCCGACCAAACGUGUGAAGAUGACGGAGUCCAGUAGCAGUGUUGUGAACGGGAGUAACUAUGAGACAUUACAUCAAGGACGUCUCAACAUGUACAAAUCCAAGGUUGGAGUUGUGCUAGGCGCUCAAUGGGGCGAUGAAGGCAAGGGCAAAGUUGUCGAUAUGCUAGCGCUGGAAGUGGACAUUGUUUGCAGGUGUCAGGGCGGAAAUAAUGCUGGACACACUGUUGUAGCUAAUGGCACUGAAUUUGAUUUCCACUUGCUGCCUAGUGGAAUUGUAAAUGAGAAGUGUAUAUCUGUGAUUGGCAAUGGUGUUGUCAUCCACUUACCAUCACUGUUCGAAGAAUUAUCUAAAAAUGAGGCAAAGGGUUUGCAAAAGCUCGAACAUCGCUUGAUUAUUUCUGAUCGCGCACAUUUGGUUUUUGACUUCCAUCAAUUGGUGGAUGGUAUGCAGGAGGCCGAAAAGGGUGGCAAAUCGCUCGGUACCACCAAGAAAGGAAUUGGUCCGGCUUAUUCCAGCAAAGCUACACGUAAUGGCAUUCGCGUAGGGGAAUUGUUGGGUGAUUUCAAUCUCUUCACUGAUAAGUUUAAAUCUAUUGUUGCAACACAUUUGCGUCUUUUCCCUUCUAUUAAUAUCGAUGUUGAAGCUGAGUUGUCGCGAUACAAGGAAUAUGCGGAAAAGAUUCGGCCCUAUGUAAAAGACACCAUUUGUUUCCUUCACACUGCAUUGCGCCAAGGCAAGAAGAUACUGGUAGAGGGUGCCAAUGCCGCUAUGUUGGAUAUUGAUUUUGGCACUUAUCCAUACGUAACGAGCAGCAAUUGCAGUAUAGGUGGCGUACUUACUGGUCUGGGUCUACCACCUCAGACUAUUGGUGAUGUUAUUGGAGUCGUUAAAGCCUAUACCACACGUGUAGGCGAUGGUCCGUUCCCCACCGAACAAAUUAAUGAAAUUGGUGAGCUGCUGCAGACUAAGGGUGGCGAAAUUGGUGUUACAACGAAGCGAAAACGUCGCUGUGGUUGGUUAGAUAUUCCGUUACUUAAAUAUACCUCACUUGUAAACGGUUAUACAAGCAUUUGUUUGACGAAACUUGAUAUACUUGAUACUUUACCAGAGAUCAAGGUGGCUGUUGCUUACAAACGCGCUAAUGGGGAAACUUUGGAUCAUUUCCCUGGCACAAUUGCCGAAUUGGGCGAAAUUGUUGUUGAAUACGCAACACUGCCCGGUUGGCAACAGAGCACUGAAAAUAUACGCAACUUUAAGGAGUUGCCUGAAAAUGCACAAAAGUAUGUACGUUUCUUAGAAAGUGAGCUGAGUGUACCAGUACAAUGGGUUGGAGUUGGCAAAGGUCGUGAGUCUAUAAUUAACAUCCAUUAAUUUUAACACGAAACUUGUGUUUUUGCAUAAUUGGCUUUGUCAACUGCACAGAAACUUCAAUUG